ACCUGCCAAGAAUUUUAUAAAAGUUAGUGAUUUGAAGGACUGGGUCUCUUCACUUGCAACCACCGCACCAGAAGCUUGUAGCAGCAGAGGCCGUGUCCACACACAGGCAAGCCACCAUGACCCACCAAUUCCCAGCACUGUCUCCAGAGCAGAAGAAAGCUCUUUCAGACAUUGCUCAGCGGAUUGUGGCUUCAGGAAAGGGGAUCUUAGCUGCAGAUGAAUCAGUAGGCACCAUGGGGAACAGGCUGCAGAGGAUUAAUGUGGAGAACACAGAGGAGAAUCGCCGUGCCUUUCGUGAGAUCCUCUUCUCUUCAGAUGCUUCCAUCAACCAGAGCAUCGGGGGAGUGAUCCUCUUCCACGAGACCCUCUAUCAGAAAGACAGCAGUGGAAAGCCAUUUCCAGCCCUCAUCAAAGAAAAAGGCAUUGUAGUGGGAAUAAAGCUGGAUAAAGGCACAGCACCUCUAGCAGGAACAAAUGGAGAAACAACCAUCCAAGGGCUGGACGGACUGGCUGAGCGCUGUGCUCAGUACAAGAAAGAUGGUGCUGACUUUGGCAAGUGGCGUGCAGUGCUGAAGAUCACAAGCACAACACCCUCUGAACUCGCCAUCCAAGAGAAUGCCAACACGUUGGCACGCUAUGCCAGCAUCUGCCAGCAGCAUGGCUUGGUGCCCAUUGUGGAGCCAGAAAUCUUGCCUGAUGGAGACCAUGACCUCCAGCGCUGUCAGUAUGUCACAGAAAAGGUUCUGGCUGCUGUCUACAAGGCCUUGAAUGACCAUCAUGUAUACCUGGAGGGGACACUGCUGAAACCCAACAUGGUGACAGCUGGGCACUCCUGCCCCAAGAAGUACACCCCUCAGGAUGUAGCUGUAGCAACCGUCACUGCUCUUCUCCGCACCGUUCCUGCUGCCGUUCCUGGCAUCUGCUUCCUUUCUGGAGGCCAGAGUGAAGAGGAGGCUUCUGUCAACCUGAACGCUAUGAAUCAGUCCCCUCUGCCCAAGCCUUGGAAACUGACCUUUUCCUACGGGAGAGCCUUGCAAGCCUCUGCCCUGGCAGCAUGGGUGGGCAAAAGUGAGAACAAGAAGGCUGCACAGGAGGCCUUCCGCAAGCGGGCACAGAUUAACAGCUUGGCUUGCAGAGGACAGUAUGUCACAUCUGGGAAGACUGACACAGCUGCCGCGCAGUCACUUUUCACUGCCAGCUACACCUACUGAAAGCACAGGAACCUUCCUUCGUCCUGUGCCUCUUCAGAAGGUGGAAGUGUUCAGAAAUGAAAGAAAAGCAAAGUAAUCUAAUUUCCUUUAGCCUAAACAAAACUGGGGAUAAAAUGCAUUAGCUACUUCUCCACACUUUGCUCCCACAAUUUUCCAAAGGAAUACUCUUGUUUCAUCUGCACUUUUCAAGGAAGGGGAUUUAUUUCCAUACAACAAACAGCUGCCAAUGAAUCACAGACCUACCCUCCCUCUGGUUUAAAUUUAGACCGCAGAAUAGUAGGCAGAUUAAGUAG
Apaloderma vittatum (bar-tailed trogon) is the source of this 1504-nucleotide messenger RNA. It is a transcript of the gene ALDOB, whose product is annotated as aldolase B, fructose-bisphosphate. Gene Ontology annotation, biological process: fructose 1,6-bisphosphate metabolic process; glycolytic process. Gene Ontology annotation, cellular component: cytosol. Gene Ontology annotation, molecular function: fructose-bisphosphate aldolase activity; fructose-1-phosphate aldolase activity. Bases 117 to 1211 code for a protein of 364 amino acids. The transcript has 9 exons. Lineage: Eukaryota; Metazoa; Chordata; Aves; Trogoniformes; Trogonidae. The record is from RefSeq and is a predicted model, not a curated record.